This is a messenger RNA of Galdieria sulphuraria, 1492 nucleotides long. RefSeq names its product galactokinase. The transcript is spliced from 4 exons. Gene Ontology annotation, cellular component: cytoplasm; cytosol. Bases 94 to 1293 code for a protein of 399 amino acids. Lineage: Eukaryota; Rhodophyta; Bangiophyceae; Galdieriales; Galdieriaceae. Gene Ontology annotation, biological process: galactose metabolic process; carbohydrate phosphorylation. The record is from RefSeq and is a predicted model, not a curated record. Gene Ontology annotation, molecular function: galactokinase activity; ATP binding.
AUGUUUGGAUUUCGAUUCGUAAGGAGGUUACUCAUUGAAUCGGUGGAUUGAGAAAAAAAUCCGUCGGUGGAAGGAGAGACAGUUUGAUAAACCAUGAAACUAUUACCAACCACACCGUUGGAACAAGUAGAACAGCGUGCACUUUCUUUGUUCAAAAGCACUUUUCCUGAAUCUGGACAUCCCCAAAUCAUCGCACACGCACCAGGUCGUGUUAACCUUAUUGGAGAACAUACCGACUACAAUGAUGGUUUUGUGUUACCACUUGCACUCGAGAUGCAGACAGUCAUAGUGGGAAGCAGGAAUGGAAAGGACACUUGUCGCGUUGCGUCAGAGGCUUUUGAAGGAUUGGUUUCGUUUAAACCAAAUAAAGAUCUGAAACCAGGAGAUCCCCUCUGGUCUAACUAUAUCAAAGGAGUAGUUGUCAAUUUUUUGCGCAGUGGUUAUGAAGUUCCAGCCUUUGAUGCUGUCGUAGUUUCAGAGGUUCCUGUCGGUGGUGGAGUUAGUAGUUCUGCUUCUCUCGAAGUCGCUAUUGCUACUUUCAUAGAGGCAAUAGGAAAUUAUCAUCUAGAACCUUCUAAAAAGGCCCUAUUUGGACAGGCUGCUGAACACGAAUUUGCAAAUAUGCCUUGUGGUAUAAUGGACCAGCUAAUAUCCGAAUGUGCUAUACAAGAUUGCGCUUUAUUAAUUGAUUGUCGCUCACUUGCUUUUGAGCCAGUUGAAGUGAAAGAUCCCGAUACUUGUAUUUUAGUUUGUAAUUCCAACAUCAAACAUCAAUUGAGUGGUUCAGAAUACCCUCUGAGGAAGCAACAAUGCAAAGAUGCUUUAACUGUUUUGCAAUCACUUGAUUCGAAGAUAACUAGUCUUAGAGAUGCGAAUCUGGAACAAUUGAAUCAAGUGAAGGACAAUAUGAGUGAAGUUGCCUAUCGACGUGCACGUCAUGUUAUUUCAGAAAAUGAUCGGACACUUGAAGCAGCCGAAUGUCUGAGAAAGAAUAAAUAUGAAACGGCUGGCAAGCUGAUGAAUGAGAGUCACUUUAGUCUGAAGAAUGACUAUGAAGUUAGUUGUAAGGAACUGGACUUAUUGGUGGACCUUGCAAGUAGUGUUCCUGGUGUAUAUGGUAGUCGAAUGACUGGUGGUGGAUUUGGUGGUUGUACCGUUACUUUAUUAAAGAGAAGUUCAUUAUCAUCUUUGUUGGAAAAGUUUGAGAAAGAGUAUGAGAAGCAUACGGGAAUAGCAGCAACUGCCUUUGUAACACGUCCAGGUUCAGGUGCCGGCUAUAAAAAGUUACAGUAAAGAAUACGGAGCUACUCAAAUGUUACAAGUCGCCAUGGAACACAGAGAUAUGGCUUUCAUACUCUUCUCCCGUAUCUCUUCAUUCACAUGGCAAGAAUAAAAUGGAUUGCUCAUUUCAUAAUUCCUAGUUGGAAGAUUGUACCUGACUUGGAUUCGCUGUGAGCAAAUAAUAAACUUUGUGACAAAAACAUGGUUCAUC